Molecule: messenger RNA, 1743 nt
Organism: Uloborus diversus
Lineage: Eukaryota; Metazoa; Arthropoda; Arachnida; Araneae; Uloboridae
Product: cytochrome P450 302a1, mitochondrial-like
Exons: 10
Coding region: 104-1567 (487 amino acids)
Molecular function (GO): oxidoreductase activity, acting on paired donors, with incorporation or reduction of molecular oxygen; monooxygenase activity; iron ion binding
Source: RefSeq, a predicted model, not a curated record
GGCGAAACGUCGUGAGCCACGAAGUGUUGAUCUUCUGAUAUUAUUUUAUCUCCUUUUCUAGCUCCCAUAAAACGACUGGGCCUCUGUGAGAGACAAUACAAAGAUGCGUUCAACAACCAGUAGGAUAUUUUGGAGAUCGUUAGCAAUAGCUGCAGAGAAAAGCUGUCCUUUGGAAAGUAAUGUUAAGUCAUUUGGAGAAAUACCUGGACCUAAACCUCUGCCCUUGCUAGGAAAUAUAUGGAGGUACUUUCCAUUAAUUGGUGAAUACAGUAUGGAAAGAAUCCAUAACUCAUACUUUCAUAUGUAUGAGCAAUAUGGUCCUCUAGUGCGUGAGAAGUUGUUCUCCACUCGUACACUGGUGCAUGUUUUUGAUUUGGAAGAUAUGGCUACCGUAUACAAAAACGAGGGUAGAAGACCUCACCGUGUGAGUCACAGAGCUCUAGAAAAAUACCGGAAAGACAGACCACAUCUAUACAAUGGUCCUGGACUUUUCCCGAGCAAUGGGGAAGAGUGGUACAACUUCCGUCGUCUGUUCCAGAGGACACUUGUUGAUCCAAGGACAGCAGAAGCUUGUUUGUCAGAGUUAGAAAAUAUAACAAAUGACUUCAUUAAAAGGAUACCACACCUACUGGACGACAAAUCUGAAAUGGACCUGCAGCCGGAGCUCUUUAGUUUUGCAAUUGAGUGCAUUGGUAUGAUAACUCUCAACAAGCGUUUGGGUUGCCUGACACCAGAAGGUAAUCCUGCGGCUGCAGCUUUAGUAAAGGCUGCGAAUGACAUUCACCAUGCAGUGUUUAUGACGGAAAAUACCCCAAUAAGAUACAAAAAGAAUUAUCGAAUCUUAGAAGCCGGAAUGGACUUACUCUCUAGUACAGUUAGCUCAUACAUCAAGGACUCUUUAGAAGAUCCAUCUUCAAACAAAGACUGUUUACUUUUCAAACUAAUGAACGCAAAAAAUGCAGACACAAAAGAUGUAUUUACAAUGAUUUUGGAUAUGUUUUUAGCCGGCAUAGAUACUACUGCAUACAGUAUUGGUUUUGGUCUAUAUAAUCUUUCAAUUAACAAGAAGGUCCAGGAAAGGCUAAGAGAAGAGCUUAGGGAGCGGCUUCCAAAUCAGAAUAGCAGGUUCAGUGACAUUUCUCAGAAGAUACCUUAUUUGCAGAAUGUGAUCAGUGAAACAUUGAGAUUAAAUCCUGUUGCCUUAGGAACAGGAAGAGUUCUUCCAAUAGAUCUAGUACUGAGUGGCUACAACGUUCCUGCUGGAACAUACAUCCUUUUGCAACACCAAGUGGCAUGUAUGCAGGAGAAAUAUUUCCCGAACCCACAUUUGUUCGAACCGGACAGGUGGUUAGGAGACACACCACCUCUUGUUUCGAGUCCGUUUGGAGUUGGUCCCCGAAUGUGUAUAGGUAUGCGAUUGGCACAAAAGGAAAUUCAGUUGGCAUUGUCUAAGAUGGUGCUACAUUACGACAUGAGUUACCAUUAUGAACCGAUAGGUUGCAAAAAUAGGUUAAUCAAUGUUCCAGACAGGCCAUUGAGACUACGAUUGAAACGUUUGCAAUAUUGAUUGUGAAGUUUGAGCAUCCCGUGAAAUAUAUUUUUACAUCUUCAGUUAAGGUUUUGUGUUUUUUUUAUGCAUAGGGGGAGAAAGUUAUGGGUAUGCUAAAUGCGGAAUCUAUCUGCUUAAUUUAUUUUUCUAUUGCGCAUUAGAUAUUUAUGAACUUAGUUGAAAACCGAGCAAAA